This is a messenger RNA of Gopherus flavomarginatus (Mexican gopher tortoise), 2525 nucleotides long. RefSeq names its product sphingomyelin phosphodiesterase 3-like. Lineage: Eukaryota; Metazoa; Chordata; Testudines; Testudinidae. The coding region runs from base 284 to 1732 and encodes 482 amino acids. The transcript is spliced from 8 exons. Gene Ontology annotation, cellular component: cytoplasm; extracellular region. The record is from RefSeq and is a predicted model, not a curated record. Gene Ontology annotation, molecular function: sphingomyelin phosphodiesterase activity. Gene Ontology annotation, biological process: sphingomyelin metabolic process.
GACGCUGCCAGGGCAGCAGAGCAAGAGAAGAUGCUGAGCGUGAGCAAACCAAGCUGCAAGAGUCGCAGAAACAAGCAACAGCGACAGUAGCCAAAGCACCGGAAUCAACAGAUAGUCACCUCCCCGGAUGCAAAGCCGGCCGGGAUCAGCAGCUCCUCCCAGCCCUGCAGGACCCCGGGGCCGUGCAUUGGAACCCCCAGGGCGUGGCGAGGUCUGACCGGAGCCCCCGGGAAGCAGGUGGAGCAGGAACGCCCGGGCUCCCCUGCCCCUGGUGCCAUGCAGCAUGGUCCUGCGGGAGUCUCCGUUCCCGAACCGGCUCCUGAGCGGCCUGUACAGCCUGGGCCAGUACCUGCUGUUCCCCAGCUACUGGGCCGCUGACUGCCUCCUCGACCUCACGGAGACCACAGCGGAGCGGCAGCAGCGUCGGUGCUGCCGCUGCUGCCCGCUGCAGGCACUGGUCACCGGCCCCUUGCUGCUGCUGCUCCUCAUCCUCUCCAUGCCCAGCGCCCUCCUGGGCCUGCUGCUGUGGCUCCCCAUGCAGGCUGCCCGCAGGCCCUUCGCCUACAAACACAACGUGCUCUCGCGCCACCCAGAGGUGUGGGAGCUGCCGGGCACAGGCAAGGUCUUCAGCUUCGUCAGCGCCAACGUGUGCCUCCUGCCCAACGGCCUGGCCAAGAACAGCAACCUGGGACAGAUGAAGCAGCGGGCGGCCCGCAUCGGCCAGCGCCUCACGCAUGGGGAGGCCAGCACCAGCUUCGCCAGCCCCAGGAGCAGCCAGUUCGACAGGGAGAGAGGGGCUGGGCCUGGGGAGAUCUCGGUGCCCUUCCCGCCGGACGUGGACUUUGUGUGCCUGCAGGAGGUGUUUGACCAGCGGGCGGGCGCCCACCUGUGCCAGCUGCUGAGCCCCUUCUACGAGCACAUCGUGUACGACGUGGGCGCCUACGGGCUGCAGGGCUGUUGUACUCUCAAGGUGCUCAGCAGCGGGCUCUUCCUGGCCAGCCGCUACCCCGUGCUGGCCGCCCAGUACCGCUGCUACCCCAAUGGUAUCCGUGAGGACGCGCUGUCUGCCAAGGGGCUGCUGUCCGUGCAGGUGCAGCUGGGGGCAGCACACGGGCAGCGGAUUGUGGGCUACCUGAACUGCACACACCUGCAUGCUCCAGCCGGUCACAGUAUGUGUUAUGGAGCUCAUGCACAGAUCCGCUGCGACCAACUCACCAUGGGGCUGUCCUGGGUACAGCUGUUCCAGGACACCCAUGCGCAACGUGGGGAUGUCGUCGCCUUCGACGUGUUCUGCGGGGACUUCAACUUCGACAACUGCUCCUCAGGGGAUGAAUUGGAGCAGACUCAUGAGAUCUUCCGCCAGUACCAAGACCCAUGCCGAGUGGGGCCCAGGCAGGACCGGCCCUGGGCCAUAGGCACCCUGCUGAACUACCUGCAUAUCCACGAGGAGGCCGUGUCGACCCCAGAGAAGCUGAAAAGGACCCUGGAGCAAGAGGAGGGCAGACGGACGUACCUGGCAGGUCCCAUCCUGCAGGACGGCCGCCCCGACCCCUCGGCAGCAGGAAGCCCCUGGGAAGGGCGCCGCAUCGACUACAUCCUGUACCGCGAGCACCCCACCACCAUCAGCCUGACAACGGAGGUGGAGAAGUUUUCCUUCAUCACCCAGCUGGCCGGCUGCUCGGACCACGUGGCUGUGGGGCUGCGGCUGCUCCUGAACCCUGUGCCGCAGUGACAGCAGCGAGUGUGAACCCCGGUGUAACGAUGCGGCCUCUGGUCGGACACAACUGAGAAUAUCAGUUCCGGACAAAUUACUUAGAGUAGGGCAGUUACAGCCCAAAGCUGGGGUGGGGGUCAUUUAUAAAGUAAGGCAAACCAAACCAGCCAGAGAGGACUUCGGUUUACGCCACUAGCUAAUCAUAAGUUACACAAGCAAUUCCCUUAGACACUCCAGUUCCCCAUUAUCACCACCAGCAGCCACUUCUUAUGGGGAUGACUAGUUAUGAAAACCAACAUCCCAGCAAAAGAAAAAAGAGUCUCCUGAUCCCAAAGGACCAAGCCCCAGACCCAGGUCAAAAUACAAGUCAGAUCUUACCCCCAAAUCACGCUGUUGCCAAUCCUUUAGAAUCUAAAAUCUAAAGGUUUAUUCAUAAAAAGAAAGAAAUAUAGAUGAGAGUUAAAGGUGGUUGAAUGGAAUCAAUUACAUACAGUAAUGGCAAAGUUUUUGGUUCAGGCUUGUAGCAGUGAUGGAAUAAACUGCAGGUUCAAAUCAAGUCUCUGGAACAUCCCCCGCUGGGAUGGCUCAUUCAGCCCUUUGUUUAGAGCUUCAGUUUGUAGCAAAGUUCCUCCAGAGGUAAGAAGCAGGAUUGAAGACAAAAUGGAGGGGUUUCCAAGGCCUUUUAUAUCCUCUGCCAUGUGGAAGGACACUCCUUUGUUCUUCCUGUGGAAAAUCACAGCAAUCAGGUGGAGUUUGGAGGCACAUGGGCAAGUCACGUGGCCAUGCAUGACUCAGUUCUUUACAGGGAGAG